AUAGUUACUGCUUUGCUUGAGCUGCAGUUGAAGAGGUGGUAGUUAACUGCUGAGGGAUGGGGGUUAGAGAAGCGUGCACCAUCUGACUACCUGUGUGGGAUAUAUGAUGUGCUGUGUGUUAGUUUGAACAUUUAUCCAAAGGAGGGAUGAUGUUUCAUCAUUUCAUGGACACGGCCAAUGUUGCGACUUUCACUGAUAACAUGAAACGAGGCAUUGCAAGUGCCAACAACUCUGUUAUGUGAGGAUGGCUUUGUAAAAACCCUGGCUCUUCACAUUCGUCGGGAUUCCCCGCAAUAUUCUCAACAAGAAAACAAAUCCGCAAAAAUGGACAAUGAAAGUGUAGCACAAAGAUACGAGCCCGUCGCCGAGAUUGGCGAAGGUGCUUACGGAAAGGUGUACAAGGCACGAGAUUUGAAGAACGCGGGACGCUUUGUAGCCCUAAAAAGAGUUCGGGUACAGACGGAGGAGGAAGGGAUGCCCCUCUCGACCAUCCGUGAGGUGGCGGUACUGAGGCAACUGGAGGCAUUCGAACACCCCAACGUGGUCAGACUGUUCGAUGUGUGUACUGUGUCUCGGACCGACCGCGAGACCAAGCUGACCCUGGUCUUUGAGCAUGUUGACCAGGACCUGACCACAUACCUAGAGAAAGCCCCUGAUCCUGGGGUGCCGCCUGAAACUAUCAAGGAUAUGAUGUACCAGCUGCUGCAGGGGUUGGACUUCCUGCACUCACACCGUGUGGUUCACCGGGACCUGAAACCCCAGAACAUCCUGGUCACCAGUGGAGGACAGAUAAAACUGGCCGACUUCGGUCUUGCCAGAAUAUACAGCUUUCAGAUGGCCCUGACCUCCGUGGUGGUGACGUUGUGGUACAGAGCCCCAGAGGUGUUGCUCCAGUCCAGCUAUGCCACCCCAGUUGACCUGUGGAGUGUGGGCUGUAUCUUCGCUGAGAUGUUCAGGAGAAGACCUUUGUUUAGAGGAAGCUCAGAUGUUGAUCAGCUGGGCAAGAUUUUUGAUGUGGUUGGGGUUCCCUCGGUGGAAGACUGGCCCCAGGAAGUUGCCCUACCACAGAGUGCCUUCUCUCCACGACCCCCUCAGCCAAUCGGAAACCUCAUCCCUGACAUGGACGAGCUGGGGAAGUCCCUUAUACUGCAAUUCCUGGCAUUCAAUCCCGCCAAAAGGAUAUCAGCGUUUGCUGCUCUGACCCACCCCUACUUCCAGAGUGUGGAUAGUGACAGUAAGAGUGUGUACACUCAGCCCAUUGCCAGCAACAAGCCCACCAUGGAGGAGAGCGCUGCCUGACAGCCCCCCGUCCCAGGACAAGACAGAGAGAGCGAGAGAGAUGGACACAAAGACAGAGAAAGAGAGCAACAGACAGACAUUUGAUUCUAAAAUGCAACAGUGCUGUCUUCCACAAUGUACUGAUUUGAAUGCUGCUUUUUAGGAUAAUUCUUUUUAAAUUAAAAAAUGUAAACAAUGCAAGGACCCUUAAAGCUGAGAUGUACUGCCACCAGGGGAGAACCUCUGGAUGUCCAGGAGCUGCUGCCUCUUGUAUCUUCUGCCUUAGCCUGAGAAGAGGCUCCUCAGUGAGGGAACACCAAGCACCAAGGGUAGGUCGGCAUGGAUCUCACCUGGAGCUCAUCUCCACGACUGAACUGAGAGAGAGGAUACACACACAUAUGUUUAUCCCAUGCAGGAGGACCUCACACUGCCUAGCGCUGCUUAUGGUCCAAACAUACAUUUGUGUUUUUAUAUCACUGCCAUCUACAGGUAGUCCUGUGUUACUGCAGGCUGGAGCAGGAUUCUGAUGGGAUUCAGCUUAAAAGACUUUGACUGGUGCGAACUAAGCACUCCACAGAACAACUGAAAAUGGAUCACGUUGAGUUCUUCUUAUGGCAUCCAUACUUCAGUGUCAUAAGGUGAGAUGAAAGCUGAUGGACACCAUACAAGAGCCUAUGUGUUACUCUUUCUGAUGACCUGAUCAAUCAAUCAAAUGUAUUUCUAAAGCCCUUUUUACAUCAGCUGAUGUCACAAAGUGCUGUACAGAAACACAGCCUAAAACCCCAAACAGUAAGCAAUGCAGAUAUAGAAGCACAGUGGCUAGGAAAAACUCCCUAGAAAGGCAGGAACCUAGGAAGAAACCUAGAGAGGAACUGAGGGGUGGCCAGUCCUCUUCUGGUUGUUCCGGGUGGAGGUUAUAAGAGUACAUGGCCAUUUAAGGCCAGAUUGUUCUUCAAGAUGUACAAACGUUCAUAGAUGACCAGCAGGGUCAAAUAAUAAUCACUGGUUGUAGAGGGUGCAACAGGUCAGUACCUCAGGAAUAAAUGUCAGUUGGCUUUUCAUAGCCAAGCAUUCAGAGGUUGAGACAACAGGUGCGGUAGAGAGAGAGAGAGUCUAAAACAGCAGAUCCGGGACAAGGUAGCACGUCCGGUGAACAGGUCAGGGUUCCCUAGUCUCAGGCAGAAGAGUUGAAACUGGAGCAGCAGCACGACCAGGUGGACUAGGGACACCAAGGAGUCAUCAGGCCAGGUUGUCCUGAGGCAUGGUCCUAGGGCUCAGGCCCUCCAGGAAGGGAGAGAGAGAGAAUUAGAGGGAGCAUACUUAUAUUCACACAAGACACCUAAUAAGACAGGAUAAUUACACAAAAUAGGACAGACUGAACCUAGCCCCCGGCACAUAGACUAUUGCAGCAUAAAUACUGGAGGCUGAAUGGGGGGGGGAGACACUGUGGCCCUUCCGACGAUACCCCCGGACAGGGCCAACCAGGCAGGAUAUAACCCCUGCACAGCCCCCAAACCUUUAGAACUAUAUCAACAGACCACCAAUUUACUACCCGGAGACAAGGCUGAGUAUAGCCCACGAAGAUCUCCUCCACUUCACGAGCCGGAGGGGUGCAAAACCAGACAGGAAGAUCACGUCAGUGACUUAACCCACUCAAAUGACGCACCACUCCUUGGGACGACAUGGAAGAGCACCAGUAAGCCAGUGACUCAGCCCCUGUAAUAGGGUCAGAGGCAGAGAAUCCCAGUGGAGAGAGGGGAGCCAGCCAGGCAGAGCCAGCAAGGGCGGUUCGUCGCUCCUGUGCCUUGUUGUUCACCUUCUCACCCCUGGGUCAGACAACACUCAAUCAUAGUACCUACUGAAGAGAUAGAUGAGUCUUCAGUAAAGACAGAGGUUGAGACCGAGUCUGCUUCUCUCACAUGGAUAGGCAGACUAUUCCCUAAAAAAAAGCCCUGCCUCCAGCUAUUUUCUUAGAAAUUCUAUGGACAAUAAGGAGGCCUGUGUCUUGUGACCGUAGCGUACGUGUAGGUAUGUACGGCAGGAUCAAAUCUGAGAGAUAGUUAGGAGCAAACCCAUGUAAUGCUUUGUAGGUUAGCAGUAAAACCUUGAAAUCAGCCCUAGCCUUCUCAGGAAGCCAGUGUAGAGAGGCUAGCACUGGAGUAAUAUGAUCAAAUGUUUUGAUUCUAGUCAUUCUAGGAUUCUAGCAGCCAUGUUUAGCACUAACUGAAGUUCAUUUAGUGCUUUAUCCGGGUAGCCGGAGAGUAGAGCCUUGCAGUAGUCUAAUCUAAAAUAAUUUUUGGACAAAAGGUUUCUGAUUUUUGUCUUGAUAUGUUCGUCCUUCUUGAUAUGUUCGUCCUUCACAGUUUUAUUUGAGACGACUAUACAACUAUCAAGCUUAAUUGUCAGAUCCAACAGCAGAUCUCUUUGUUUCUUAGGAACUAGAACUAGCAUCUCUGUUUUGUCCGGGUUUAAAAUAAUUUGCCGCCAUACACUUCCUUAUGUCUGAAACACAGGCUUCCAGAGUAGGCCAUUUUGGGGCUUCACCAUGUUUAAUCGAAAUGUACAGCUGUGUGUCGUCCGCAUAGCACCAACAGGUAGAAUAUAUAGUGAAAACAAUAGUGGUCCUAAAACAGAACCUUGAAGAAUGCCGAAACAUACAAUUUAUUUGUCAGAGGACAAACCAUCCACAGAGACAAACUGAUAUCUUUCCGAAAGAAAAUGACCUGAUGAGCUGAUACACAGAGCAUACUGGAGGGACUACAUGUUGUAUACGAAUAAGGUCGAUGUAUGCACCAUUGUUGACAGUUGAUUUCUUAUUUUCUAUUUUGUCUUAAUUUUACUGGACUUUAAAUCAUGUGUGGGGAUUGAAAUUAAAAAAUGAUAUUGCAAAAUUCCCCGCUAGAAAAUAAAUUACAAGACAAGGUCAAAUCCAAAGGAGGAAAGGUUUGACAAUGUGAGGCAUGUAGAAUGGAUCGGGUAAUGGACUGGUAUAGGCUAGUGCUAGAGACUGCACUUAUCCUGGCAGUAGUGGUGUGACUUGCAUAUCCAGCACACUGGCAUGUGUAGCAGGGUAGCAGUAGUAUGGGUGUUGGUCAGUGAAAUGUCAUUAGUUGUGAGAUUUUGUAUUGAGAAAAGGGAGGUGGAUACGUCGGAUUCGGAGGAUGUUGAACAUUGUACCUUCUUCAUUUGGACUUAGUCUCAGAGGGUUACAUAAAAGCAUACAGGGGUCCAUGUUGAAACACAGCGGUUCUGUGUUAAGAAUGGUUGUUUUAACAAUGAUGCUCACCUUACUUAUUAUGCUCACGUUGAGGAGCACUCCAAUGGCAUAUUGAUUCAAUAUGACUAACUAGAGUGCUUUCAGACUCGGUCCCUCCGAGGAAUUGGCUGAAAACAUGUCAAGGUAAAUAGAGUUAUUUUGUUUGUAAAACUUCUUACUGCACAGUAAUCUAGACCAUAACUUUCACUCUGGUAUAUCUAGUGCUGCUAGCACACAAAUACACUCAGGAUCUUUUUAGAAAUCAAAUCAGAAAUCAUUCUGACACACUUUGCACAUUCAUGAUCAGACUGCAUCAACUGUUUCCGUGGCUGACAAUAAUGCUAUAACAUGAUUUUGAUACUAUACUCAUAUUACAGAAUUCAUGACUGUGUGAAUCAAACUGCACGUCUGCUAUGAUAUGUUUGAUAUCCUACGUGUUUUCAGUGUCAGGGGACACUUGGUUUAAUGACAUGAAAUCCAUUUGAACUGAGCUCUCAUCUCCAUGUAGCAGUAGAUGUGUUUGUUCUGUCAGGUUCAUGUCACUGAUGGAUACUCGUCUCUGUUCUGUCAGGUUCAUGUCACUGAUGGAUACUCGUCUCUGUUCUGUCAGGUUCAUGUCACUGAUGGAUACUCGUCUCUGUUCUGUCAGGUUCAUGUCACUGAUGGAUACUCGUCUCUGUUCUGUCAGGUUCAUGUCACUGAUGGAUACUCGUCUCUGUUCUGUCAGGUUCAUGUCACUGAUGGAUACUCGUCUCUGUUCUGUCAGGUUCAUGUCACUGAUGGAUACUCGUCUCUGUUCUGUCAGGUUCAUGUCACUGAUGGAUACUCGUCUCUGUUCUGUCAGGUUCAUGUCACUGAUGGAUACUCGUCUCUGUUCUGUCAGGUUCAUGUCACUGAUGGAUACUCGUCUCUGUUCUGUCAGGUUCAUGUCACUGAUGGAUACUCAUCUCUGUUGCAGACUUCAUGUUACAACUCUCUAGAAAUAGGGAUUGUCAAGCUUUCUUGGUAUUGGUCAGUUCAACGUCAACUGCCCUACUAACAAGUACCCACAUGGCACAGACAUCAGUUCAACGUCUUGUUUUGAUUUACAGUUGGUUGAGUUGUCCGUUCAGUGUGAAAUCAACAAAAAAACUGUCAUUGUCACAGGUUAAACGUUGGGUGAAAAAAAGACGAAAUGCCCUAUUACUGAUUACUUUUUGCAAAUCCAAUUAUUUUCCCACGUUGAUUCAACGUCAUGACAUAGAUUUUUGGGGUUGAAAUUACGUGGAAACAAUGUUGAUUCAACCAGUUUUUGCCUAGAGGGUAGACUAUCAUCAUUUUAGUCUAUAUUCACUUGAAACUAUCACUGUGUUAUUUUAUUUAAGAGGUUUAUUGGUCAUUUGUAAACCUAAAACACAGGACAAGAAUACUUUUGUCUAUGUAAUAGAAAAUAAUAAAGUUGUACUUUUUUAGAGCCACCUACAUGGGGUCUGCCAUACAUUUCCUACGAUUACACAAAUGCACCUACCGUAUGAGAGCUUUGUAUUGCAAAUACCCUUUAGCUAAUGAACAGUACUGAAAAAUGUAGUAUUUUAACACAUUUAGCUCCAAGGAUGAAAGUAAAGGCCACCAAUAUAUUUAAAAUGCCCACUUAUGACAUGAUAACUUAAUUUACAAUGACGAUAUGGAGGUAAUGGGCAUUAUGUUUACAUGAAUAAAUGCCCUCAGUGGUGAUUGUUUCAUGUUGCACCAUUUGAAUAAAACAUCUGCUUUGUAUAUGCGAGCGUUCUUGUUUGGGAUUCAUUCAAAUAAUUAACAGAUGUAUAAUGUGCUUAAUAUUGAAUUGGGUUGCGUUAGGCUGUGGAUAUUUAGUUGUUGUAUUUGUUGCGGUAUUUCAAUGUUGUUAACAUGUGAAGCUGCAAAAAAUGCUGGGGAAAAAUGUGUAAACAUCACAAUAUACACUGAGUGUACAGAACAUUAGGUCCACCUUCCUAAUAAUGAGUACCCCAGAACAGCCUCAAUUCAUCAGGCCAGGGACUCUACAAGGUGUGGAAAGCGUUCCACAUGGAUGCUGGCCCAUGUUGACUCCAAUGCUUGUUGACUCCAAUGCUUCCCACAGUGUCAAAUUGUCUGGAUGUCCUUUGGGUGGUGGACCAUUCUUAAUACAUACAAGAAACGGUUGAGUGUGAAAAAAUGUUGUGUUGCAGUUCUUGACACAAACCAGUGUGUCUGGCACCCACUACCAAACCCUGUUCAAAUGAACAGAAAUAUUUUGUCUUGCCCAUUCACCCUCUGAAUGGCACACAUUCACAAUCCAUGUCUCAAUUGUCUCAAGGCUUAAAAAUUCUUGUUUCACCUGGAUUCACCUGGCCAGUCUUGUCAUGUUUAGUACACUCAGUAUAUUUUAUUAUAAACAAUCUGUAAAGAAUGUGUAUAUUUUUAUUUGACAGAAGAGCAUGACAGCAGAAUUGACAGAAGAUCAUGACAUAGCAGAAUUGACCGACGAUCAUGACAUAGCAGAAUAGACAGAAGAUCAUGACAUAGCAGAAUUGACAGAAGAUCAUGACAUAGCAAAAUUGACAGAAGAUCAUGAGUCCCUUUUCUUUUUGCAACAACACAUUUAACAUUCCACGCAAAUCUCUUCUAUACUGCAUAUCAAAACAACAAUGGAUUACAUAGUAUUACAUAACAAAUAUGGAUCAUUUCUAUACAUUUUAAAUGACUUCUCUCACUACUGCUUAUCUAAACAAUGCAGAAUUAGCACCACACAGUCAUACAAGUCUUAUUUUGAAAUAGACCCAAUAUAUCAUGUUUGAGAUUUGUUAUUAUAGCUUAUGUCCUUAAAACAGAGGCGGAGUCCCUAAUGGAGGGACCUGGCCAAAGGUAGUGCACAAUCUAGGGAAUAGGUUGCCAUUUGGGCGCAUCCAGCGAGGCCAAACACAGAUAACAAGCUAAUACCCCCCCACCCAAUGCAAUACAGAUCACCAUGCCUACAUUAAGCAUAGAAGCCCAACCAGUUCACAUUGUGGUGUCUUCUGUACUUUAGCUACAGGUGUACAAUAGUAGUGAUCCUAGUAAAAGGACUUGCUCAAUGACUCUCCAAUGAAGCCCCAAAUUAUUUAGGCUUUAGUGUUUUUUUCUUGUACAUAAGGUCUUAUUUGUGCAGUUUACUUGUUUAGUAUUUUUCUAGUAUGUGUAGUGUUCUUCUUUUGAAAUUAUGUUUCAUGUACAGUACAAUGAUGAUGUGUUUUUCAUGUGAAGAAGUUACUGAUUUCGGGGAAGUUAUGCUAUUUAACUAACUAAAGGUCUUGCUAUAUAACAUCAUGUCUAGUCUAGGUCCAUUAUGUAGCCUGGUCUUAUGCUUGUUCAGCACCAUAUUUAAAAUAAAAUGCAUUUUAUAUAUUGUGAUUCAAAGCUGUUCUGAAGCAGAUUGUUGAUGCCAGAAUCCACAUUUUUACAAUGCCCUUUUUUGCUAAUAUUGUAGUUUUGCCAAGAAACCGGAUUUGAGGAAAUACAGAGUAUCAAAUAGGAACAUAGUUUGCUACUUAUUUUUAUUUCAAUUGUAUUUAUCCAUUUAGGCUUUCUCUAAACUGGUUUUGCUGCUAUACAGUAAUGCUCUCAAAACGUAUUUAAAACCAUAUUAUGACCCACCAUAAGGUUAUCUAAGUGUAUGUAGCAGCUUAACGUUUCUGAUAUUGUAUUCACAACUGCUUGUCAUUUUAUUUUAGUCAAAUAAAUGUUUAGUGUGUUAA
Molecule: messenger RNA, 8265 nt
Organism: Oncorhynchus masou masou (cherry salmon)
Lineage: Eukaryota; Metazoa; Chordata; Actinopteri; Salmoniformes; Salmonidae
Product: cyclin-dependent kinase 6-like
Exons: 8
Coding region: 325-1299 (324 amino acids)
Biological process (GO): regulation of cell population proliferation; cell dedifferentiation; signal transduction
Cellular component (GO): cyclin-dependent protein kinase holoenzyme complex; cytoplasm; nucleus
Molecular function (GO): cyclin-dependent protein serine/threonine kinase activity; ATP binding; cyclin binding
Source: RefSeq, a predicted model, not a curated record